AUGAGCAAGUUCGAAGUCCGUCCUCAUUUCCAGCUUGCCCCUACCAAAAACCGACAGCUUUCCACUAACAUGAAACGGCGCUCUCUGCAGCUCCCCUCCUCCAACGCCACGUCAGAACCCUCAACGCCGGACCCCGAGGUGCACAUCUCGACGGGCGGCCUCAUCUCCGACUCGGACGACGACGCGGACCUGCCGUACCCGGCGCCGCUGCCGCGCAGCGCCUUCACGGUGCCGGCGGAGCAGUUCUCGGCGGCGCAGUACCUGUCGACGCUGUCGCACCGGCACCAGACGCUGGCGGACCUGCGGUCGGACCUGCGCGCGCGCAGCGGCCUCAUCAGCCGCGAGCUGCUCGACCUCGUCAACGCCAACUACGCCGACUUCCUGAGCCUGGGCCAGGCGCUGCACGGCGGCGAGGACAAGGUCGAGGAGGUGCGCGUCGGCCUGCUCGGCCUGCGCAAGGCCGUCGGCGAGGUGCGCGGCGCCGUCGCGGGCAGGGAGGAAGAGGUGCGCCGCCUGGUCGAGGAGCGCGAGGCCGUCAGGAGGCAGCGCGCCGUCGCGAGGGCGCUGCUGGAGGUCGAGAGGAGGGUGGGCGAGCUGGAGGCUGCGCUGGUCGUCGGGCAGCAGGGGCCCGCGAAGGGGCAGGGAGAGAGCACGGAGAGCAGCGAUGAGGAGGACGAUGAUGACGAUGAGGAGAGCGACGAGGAGGAAGAGGAGAGCUUGGGGAGCAGCGUCUCGUUAGGGAAGCUGAGGAGACUGGCGAGGCAGUACCUGAGCGUGCGCCAGACCGCGGGACGGAUUGGCAAAGAACACCCGUUCUUGGUCGCGCAGGAGCCUCGUUUGACGAAGAUUCGGAAUACCCUGCUGCUGGACCUUGGAGCGGAGCUGAAAUCGGCAAAGGCCGCGGGCCCGCAAGGCAAGAAUAGAGUGCUCAAAGUCAUGAGCAUCUACGCAGAAAUGGACGAAGGCAUCGAGGCUGUCAAGGUCCUGAAGGGAGGCUCUUGA
This is a messenger RNA of Lasiodiplodia theobromae, 1002 nucleotides long. RefSeq names its product Oligomeric golgi complex subunit 2. NCBI's taxonomy places the organism in Eukaryota, Fungi, Ascomycota, Dothideomycetes, Botryosphaeriales, Botryosphaeriaceae. Gene Ontology annotation, cellular component: COG complex; membrane. The record is from RefSeq and is a predicted model, not a curated record. The transcript has a single exon. Bases 1 to 1002 code for a protein of 333 amino acids. Gene Ontology annotation, biological process: protein transport; intra-Golgi vesicle-mediated transport; Golgi organization.